This is a messenger RNA of Rotaria socialis, 543 nucleotides long. Lineage: Eukaryota; Metazoa; Rotifera; Eurotatoria; Philodinida; Philodinidae. The record is from the annotation of a GenBank genome assembly.
AUGUUGUUCAUCGUCGUUAGUUUAAUUUUAUUAAUAAAUCCAUCUCAAACACAGGACACAUGUUCAAAUGAUAAUCAAUGUCCGUACUACUGUGAUGGCGAUGGCAAAUGUCAGAAGCCCGUACCAAGAGGUCAUCAUUGUUCCGGUUAUACUCGUCACACUCGAGAAUGUGAUAUUGCAGCUUGGUGUGAUCCGGACCAAAACUCAACUUGUCAACUUUUGAAAAACGUCGAAGAAAAAUGUAAAUAUGAUUACUCUUGCAUUGAUAAUUACUGCGAUUUGGAAACUAAUACUUGUCAGUAUCGAAAAUUCAUCGAUGAACAAUGUCAUACAAAUCGGUCAUGCCAUUCCAAUUACUGUGAAACCGAUAAUAAAAAAUGCCAAUCAGUGGAAGAACAAUCUCCUGUACCGAAGUUUAUCAGUUUGAUACUUAUAUGUAUCAUAUUGCAUAUUUACGACAAAAAGAAGACAGCGAAAAUUAAUGUUACUACGCAAACAGAUGAUGCACAACACCCACUUGAGGACUUCAUACAGCUAAACUGA